Molecule: messenger RNA, 714 nt
Organism: Phytophthora infestans T30-4
Lineage: Eukaryota; Oomycota; Peronosporomycetes; Peronosporales; Peronosporaceae
Exons: 3
Coding region: 1-714 (237 amino acids)
Source: RefSeq, a predicted model, not a curated record
AUGGCGGCGUCCGAGCAGACUCCAGACUUGGAACCUGCUGGCGAAGACGCUCUAUCCGCCUCUUUUAAGGCCCCCGAUCUCUCGGACGCCGACCAAGCCGAGCUCUUGUCCUGGGGCCGCUCCCUCGUGCCCGACCUGUUGUGCGAAGACCGCCAGAGGGGCGGCCUCACGUACUCCAUCCGCGCUGUAGCUACCGUACGCGCCUCUCUAGACGACGUGAUGGACAUUUUCCUGGCUGAGAUCACGGUGGACUACCGUUCUCUCAUGCAGCUGCAGCUUCGCGAGUUCUUUGCGGACGCGGCGGUGCUUUUCCACAAGGGGCAGAGCGAGUCGGAGUCGCUCAGUAUUAAGUGGACGGCUGCGAGGACCAAGAAGAGUGUGGCUAGUUUGGGUGGACAGGUAGGCGUCGACUUGUGUCUCUUGGAGUAUAUGGGUGUCACCUCGUCCAAAUUGGUGGACGGACCCAAGCAGUACAACGCGCUCAAUGACUCAUCGUCCUCCAAUACCAGCAAGAACUCGCCUGUAGGCGUGUGGCUGUACGAAUACAUCGAUCAGGCCGAGUGUCCGUCGCUCUACGACUCGAGCAAACUCGAGCGCGCGUCGGUGUCCAAUUGCGGCUUCCUGUUCCGUCCUCACGUGGACGAAGGCGUCGUAGAAAACACUUUUGUCUGCAGUAUCCGCCAGCCACCUGGAGCUAGGACUAAACGUCGUUAG